Molecule: messenger RNA, 758 nt
Organism: Suillus paluster
Lineage: Eukaryota; Fungi; Basidiomycota; Agaricomycetes; Boletales; Suillaceae
Exons: 2
Coding region: 58-624 (188 amino acids)
Source: RefSeq, a predicted model, not a curated record
GCGUCGAACGCGCCCAGACACGUCUAAAACCUCAGAAGUUGGUAUGGUGUGGCUGACAUGCAUCUUGAGGUCAUCGGUUCGAUCCCGCAACGUCAAAAGCAACUCUCUCGGCUCGCGAUCAUAAUCAUUCUUAUUCUGUUCGCUGCUGUGCUGGCACGCCAGCUAUUCUCAAAAGCAAGCCCCCAUGACAAACAGCCUCGUGCGCUCAGCCAUCGCACUACCAUCGAGGGACGUUGGAAAGCCGUGCGGGCGUCACUCGGCCUACCUCCUCUCCCCGACACCAUCAACCCAUCAACAGUCAUUGAUUCGCCCCCGUCGCCACCACUUCGCGCAGGAAAACUCCCCUCGCGCUUCGACCUCCGUCGGAAGCGUGCCGAAGCAGACCUUCGGAAUCAGAGUAGGCUUCAACUCGCUGCAGACGUGAGAGAUGCACCCCGCGUGUCACUAGAAGCACUAGCUGCGUCAUUCCGCCGCAUUGCAGCUGUUGAGAAAGAGAUGGCGGGAAUCCGAGGCAAGCAUGAGAAGUCAGGACAGAAGGUUUCACGAGUCCAGAGACGUAUUGAGGAUUGGAGAGCGGACCCAACAAAUGCAAAGAAUGUAUUGGCUACUGUCACGAAUGACUAGAUGAUGCUUGCAGUUGAUAAUCGAGUAAACAUUAUACGAUCGAUAAUGUAGCACAACCACGAUUACUACCACUCCUCCUUGACCGGAACAGGCUCCUUACUCUUCGCCCAUCCAACGAAGUCAUCGAGUAAUGA